Messenger RNA from Pantherophis guttatus, 7765 nucleotides. Lineage: Eukaryota; Metazoa; Chordata; Lepidosauria; Squamata; Colubridae. The record is from RefSeq and is a predicted model, not a curated record.
UUUUAAUCAGGAAUUUUUCCUUAUGGUGAUGAACUGAAGUGAAUUUCCAGUCAAUACCAUAAACAUGAGGCAGGUACAAAUUAGAUAAAACCAAGCUGUAAUUCUCAAGAGACAAUAUAAUAAUGUGCAUGUACAUCAUCACACCAUUAGAAAAUAAGAACCAAUAUUCCAGUACCUGCUCAAGAGAAGUCUUGGGAAACUGUUGAUUUACUUUUAAAGGUUAAUUGCAAAUAUGAUCUAUAGCAGAGGUUACCAACCUUUCAGACCUCAGGGACCACUAAGUUCACAAUUUUAACUCCUGCAGACCACUAAUAUGAGCUGCCUAAUGACGGGCUUGGUGGGUGUGACUAGGUGAUCAUGUGCCUGGGUGGGCAUGGCCAGCUCCUUGCCUCCCCGCCCGGGCUCCUUAGGGCCCCAACAGGAAGCCGUUGUUGGAGCUAAGCAGCCACCACGAGAAAGAGUUGGGCAAAACAGCUCAGUUCAAAUUGGAUCUGACCGAGAAGGAGGCUCAGUAGAAGCACCUCACUGAGGACUACAAUCAUAGGCUUUCCAAGUAGAGGGAAGACCUGAGUGAGUACAAGGCCAGGUACUGGCACCUGGAGGCUCAGCAGGCUGAGAUGGCCAUCCAGUUCCAGACCACGAGGCAGUCCCACUGGAACAAGGUCCUCCGGCUCUUCGCCACCAGCGGCACUUUCCUCCAGCCUUCACCCAAAGCCCCGCACCAGGAGGCCGAAGCAGAUCCCAAGUUGGAAUUUCUGCCCCCCUCUGACCCACACAAAAAGACCUCAAAGGGGGAGACUCUCUACAGCAACACAAACGUUCACUGCACAUAUCCGUCCCAGGGGCCGUACUCUAAGGAUCCCUGAUUUAGUGCAAUAUUAAAAAUGCAAAUAAUUUUUCUGCGGACCAUCAACAUUUUCUCACAGACCACCAGUGGUCAACGGACCACCAGUUGGUGACUGCUGAUUUAUAGAAUAGGCAACUAUUCCUUUUAUAGCAAAUAAAUCACCCUUAGCAUUCCUAACUAAGAAAGAGAGGAAAGAAAGAGUGCUGAAUAAUCAUCUCUAUGAAUAUGCAAAGACAUUUUCAAGAGCAAAGUUCACCUGACAUAGGAUUAAUCCUUGAAGAUAAUACAGAUUUCACUUUAACUGACUGCACAAGUCCAGAAGGCUGGAAGUGAGAGAUGAAGUGUCUAAGCUUUCUUCCUUGGACCCUGGUGACAUUAUUGAUAAUUUUUGGGAAAAACUAUGGAUCUAAUUCUGAUGAAAAAAACAGAUCCAGAAGGAACAUUAAUCAGGCACAGCCUCGUAUGUCGUCUGAAGAGGGCAAUUUAGUCUUCCACACUGGCUCUGCCAAGAAUAUUGAGUUCAGAACUGGAUCACAGGGCAGAAUAAAACUUAAUGAAGAAGACCUUGCUGAUGUUUUUAGUCAGAUCCAAAGGAAUAAAGAUGAAAUUCUAGAACUAAAAAAACUCACCAACACAACUCUCACAGAGAUCAUCCAGCUUCAGUCCCAGAUUGUGAAUAUUGAAGACCGACUUCAUAAUCUUGAGAUAACCUUCCUUAAAAAAGCCUGUAAUAGCAACCCUUGCCAGAAUUCUGGAACUUGCAUAAAUUUACCAGAUGCUUUCUUUUGUCUUUGUCCCAACAAUUGGCAGGGACCAGAUUGUUCUGUUGAUGUUAAUGAAUGCCAGAUUUAUGAAGGAACAUCCUUAGGAUGCCAGAAUGGAGCAACAUGUAUAAAUAAGCCAGGGAAAUACAGUUGCAUUUGUACACCAGAAACAUACGGACAAUACUGCACAUCAAAAUUUGACGAUUGUCAAGGCGGAUCCUCUCUUCUUUGUGGGCAUGGGGUUUGUGUGGAUGGAAACAGAGAACAGCUCCAUCAGCCAAAUUAUACUUGCAUCUGUGAUGAUGGCUGGAUGUCGCCUCCAGGGAGCCUUGCUUGCAAUGCUGACAUCGAUGAAUGCAGCCUCCCGAAUCCACCUUGUUCAGUGAAUCCACCUGUACGGUGUAUCAAUAUGCCAGGCUUUUAUUUCUGUGAUCCUUGUCCAGCAGCUCUGAAAACAUGGUAUUAUACCAGGGGUGAAAUUUACUUGCCUUCACUACUGGUUUGGAAAUGUGAGCGUGUGUGCUCGCUACGCUUGCACGUGCCUCAUCCACACAUGCACAGAGCCUUCUGCGCAUGCACAGAGGGCAAAAACCAGGACAUGACGACAUCCAGGUGGGUGGGUGGAGCCUCCCACCGCCGGUGCUACCAGCUAGAAGAAGACUGUCAAUCAAUAGUACUGUAUGAAACAAGGGAAGUAGCUGGCAUUGCCUCUUUUUUCUUAAGACCUAAAUGGGGAAAAAGUCGACCAUUGAAGAAAGGAAAAAGGGUUGUUGAAGGCAUCUUGUUCAACAGAUGUUAUGAAGGUGAUGGAAAAGUAUGCACGCUGGUUAACAUAUGCUCAGUCGACAAUGGGGGUUGCCAUCCACUAGCUGUAUGUAACAGCAUAUCAGGCUCUAUACCUAAUUGUGCUUGCCCAGAUGGAUACACUGGAAAUGGUUAUGGUUCAGAUGGAUGUUUUGCCCUGAGCAUCAUAUGCCAAACACACAAUCCUUGUGUAAAUGGACAAUGUCUUGAUACAGUCUCUGGCUAUAACUGUGAGUGUGAUCCUGGUUGGAUUGGUAUCAACUGUUCAGAAAACUUUGUUGCAGAUUGUGGAGGAUCCCUUGCUGGCUCCUCAGGAUCAUUCAGUUACCCCAACAAUUCAGGAUAUGUGCAAUAUAAUCAACAGGUCAAUUGUAAUUGGGUUGUCAGGACCUUUUAUAAUAAGGUUCUACACAUCACUUUCCCAUUCUUCCAGCUGGGAGGGAGUAGCGACUGUAGAUUUGAUUAUCUCCAGAUUCAUGAUGGGGAUUCAACAUCUGCAAAUAUGCUGGGGAAAUAUUGUGGACCACAUCAACCACAGCAGCUUUUUAGCAGUCACAAUUCUUUGUAUUUUUCAUUUCAUUCUGAACACAUGAUUAGUGGGAAGGGGUUUACAGUUCACUGGGAGUCUCAAGAGCCUGAAUGCGGUGGAGAACUGACCAGUACAUAUGGGAUAAUUAAUUCACCCGGCUAUCCUGGCAACUACCCUCCCAAUAAGGAUUGUUAUUGGAACAUUUCAACUAAUCCUGGUCUUCUUAUUACAUUUGCUUUUGGCUUAUUGAGUCUUGAACAUCAUGAACAUCAUGAUAGCUGUACUCAAGAUUAUCUUGAGAUUCGAGAUGGCCUUCUCUCACAAGAUCCCCUCCUUGGGAAAUAUUGCAGUACUGGGUUACCACCUCCCCUUCAAACCACUGGUCCAUACGCUUGGGUACAUUUUCAUUCCAAUGGUUAUGAUAGUGAUAGAGGAUUCCUUAUCACAUACAUAACAUCACCUGUGGAUCCCAACUGUGGAGGAAACUAUACCAAUAGCAGUGGGAUCAUCAUGUCUCCCUACUGGCCCAAUUCUUAUCUGAACAACAGACAAUGUGUUUAUAUCAUCCGACAGCCAGCAAAUGAAAAAAUCUACUUGAAUUUCACACACCUAGAGCUGGAAAGACAUCCUAACUGCUCUCGGAACUAUAUUGAGAUCCGAGAUGGUGAUACUGAGAGGGCUCCUUUGAUCAACAAGUUCUGUGGAAAUAUGCUCCCUUCUGCAAUAACUUCCAAUCAAAGUAGCCUCUGGAUCAAGUUCAAAUCUGAUAUUUCAGUUAAUACUUCUAACUUCAGGGCCAGUUAUGAAGUUCGUAAGGAUAGCAGAAAUAACUCUCUUUAUAUAAAAUUCAGAGCUUCAUCUACUACAAAAUUUGGCUUCAUGGCUGAAUACAAGCCUUUUGAUAUAGUAAAUUCUACAAUUACUCAACUGCAAGGGAAAGAAAAAGUCAAGCUGCCCCAAAAGAACAUAUUUACUCUAGAUUUUCCAGGAUUAAAUUUGGCAUUGAAAGGAAUAGUAAUUGCCAACUAUUCCCAAGGCAUUUUGGAGAGUUUGGACUAUCCUAACAACUAUCCUCCAGGUCUUUAUGAUGGCCCUAAUGUUCAAUCCACUUUGAUUGGCGCAUUUUGUGGAGAUAGUGUUCUCCCAUCUGGAGGUACCACGAAUUCCAGUCUUCAUGUGGUGUUUUUUUCUGACCAAAUAGAUGAGUCUACUGGAUUUCAGAUGCUAUGGAAAAUAAAUGCUGGUUAUAAAGUGGAAAGUAUUUCAGUUGAUGUUGACAUUAUGGAACAAACUGUAAACAAUAGUGCAAUGUUCUCCUGCCCAGAAAUGUUUGAAGACCCUGGCUAUCCAAAUAGGAACCCACAAAACAGGGAAUGUUAUUGAUAUAUUCACACAGCAUUAGGUAGUAGCAUUCAACUGAUUAUUCUGGAAUUUGAUGUAGAAUACAAUUCAAAUUGCAACCGUAACUUGCAACCUGGAGGUUGUGGAGGCAUUUUACAAGCUCCAUAAGGUGAAAUUUACUCUCCAAACUACCCAACACCUUACGGUAAGAACAAUGACUGCUCUUGGAUCCUCCGUGUUGAUAAAGGUCAUCUUAUUAUGCUGAACUUCACUGAUAUACAUUCAGCUACUCUAAUUACCGGUAUUUGCAUAUUUCUUAUUACUCCAAAGUUUGUGGAAGCAUCUCAGAAGCUGAUUCAGUUGGUGGAGCCAUUUCUUCUCUGCAUCCAGCAAUAUACCCAAAUAAUCAGAAUUGUAGUUGGAUUAUUCGAGCUCAAGAACCAUGCUUGUGGGGGUACCUUCCAUAUGGAGAGAGGAGCCUUCAGUAGCCCACGUUUUCCUGACCCAUACCCAUUGAACAUUGAAUGUGUCUGGAAUCUUCUGAGCUCCCCUGGCAACCGGCUCCAGCUGUCUUUCAUAAAGCUGGAGACAAGUGCUCCCAGUUUCCUUCUCCAUGGAAAAGAUUCCCCUGCAGGAAGACAUGGGAAGUUCCUUUUGCAAUCAUGUUCGUCAGGGAGAGUUUUUCCAUUAAUAUAUUGCUGCCAUGGAGCAACCAACUAUCAGUCCUUGGGCACGGGAUGGGAUAAUAGUCUUGCACCAGUUCUAUCCAUUGUGUGUGACCGAAAACCUCCUGGCCCAAUAAGGUCAACUGGAAUGCAGUUCACUUCAGAUUCACGUAUUACUGGUCCUGGAUUUAAUGCUUCUUUACACAAAAAAAUGGACCAGAUUUCUCUAGGACCAGAGAACAGAAAUGGGCCUUUUUGUGAUAACAAUACCUUCCCUAUAAUGUUCACCACAGCUAACCAGUUAUUUAUACGUUUCAAUUCUGGGAGCACUAAUGGAAACCAGGAUUUCAAACUGACAUAUGAGGCAAAGGACCUUGACAAUCUAUUUGGAUUUAUAUCUUCACCCAACUAUCCUGGAUAUUAUCCAUUUUUUGCUGAUUGCGUCUGGACCAUAACUACUGGGAUGGCUGUAGAGCUGCAGUUUGAAGAUAGAUUUGAUAUUCUGCCUUCCCAAGUAUUUACACAUUAUACAUUAGAUUAUCAUGAAUUACAAGAUGGGACUGAUUCCACAAUUCAGCUCAUCAUUAACUUAUGUGGGACCUGUAUGCUGGUGGCAUGUGGUAGCACACUGACAAGACAAAAUGGACUCAUUGAAAGUAUUGGGUUUUCUCAACUUUACUAUCCAGAUAAUUUAUUAUGUGAAUGGUUUCUCCAUGGACGAAAUCAUUAUCUUACCAUUAGUUUUGAAGCACUAGAUAUUCAGCACUCGCCAAAAAAACUGACAAGUGACAUCAUUCCAGAGUGUGGAGGUGAACUUCGUGAUACUGUGGGGACAUUUUCCUCUCCCAACUACCCAAAUCAUUCCCUGCAUAAAUUAAAAUGCAAAUGAAGAAUCAUAUUGCCAUUUGGAUGUCGGAUCACCCUCACCAUCAAUGACAUGAAUUUUGGAUCCAGCAAGAACUGUGGUUUGAACUAUUUGGCAAGCUCAAAUCCCAACUACCCACAUCCUUACAAUAGUUCUACUCAUUGUUCCUGGCUCUUGAUAGCACCAGAGGGACAUACCAUCAAUCUUACCUUUGUUGCCUUCAAGAUGGAAACACGAAGGAAUUGUAUGAGGACCUCAGUCACCAUUCUGAAUGGUGGAUCUGCUAUUUCCCCCGUCAUAGGACAAUACUGUGGAACUACUUCUCCAGGCACCAUUUUGUCUGGUUCGAAUAAGGUGUUAAUACAUUUCCAUUACAAUCACUCUAGACAAGGAGAUGGGUUCAAUGCUACAUGGACUGAUGAUUCUUUAGUGAAAAGGUGCUCAUGGGCAGUAAUUACUCAUGAGAGCAAACAUUUUGAAAUAAUCUUUGAUCAGAAUUUCCAGAUUCCAGAUAACAAUGGAUACUGCCAGAAUAGAUUUGUGAAGGAACGGAUGGUACUGAGAGGAGGAGAUAAAGAACAAGAACACACCAUAUUAGCUGUUGGAUGUGGAAACUCAGCUCCAGGGCCUACAGUUACUCCAGGAAAUGUGAUGACUGUAGCAUUUCAGUCACAGAACAUUUCAGGAUGUGGGUUUUCUGUAUCAUUUAUAAACAUCAUAAUUUUUCAUUUCUCUCUUUUCAUCAAACCUUGUGGGGGCACUUUUAAUGUCUCCAGGGGCAAAAUCAAAAGCCCUACGUAUUCAUUCAUGGACUAUCAUGACAAUAUGAACUGUUCAUACCACAUAAAUGUUGGAAACAACAAAAUAGUGGAACUCAUAGGCUAUGUUGCAAUUUAUGAUGGCCCAAACAUUGCUUCUCCGCUACUUGGGAAAUUCUGUGAUGCAAUCCUUCCUUCUCCUAUCAAGAGUUCCUCAAACAACUUGCUGCUAGUAUUUAGGACAGGUGCCUUUGGAGCUGCCGAUGGAUGGCAAGCAUCUUUCAGAGAGACAAUAGGUGUUCAGAGUGCCAUAGUACCUCCUCCAUUUCCACACCACCACUACUGUCUGGACUCUCCAGACUCUGACGAGGAUGGGAAAGAUGUAGAAUGUGUGUGGGUUUUAGCUGUACCUAUAAACAAAUUGAUCAGCCUCACCUUUGAGUUUUUUGAAUUAGAAGCUGCAGCAUCUUUUCAAAAUUGCCAGGAUUAUGUCAAGUCAUAUGAUGGUAGUAAUGAAGAUGCCAAUUUUGUUGGAAUGUUCUGUGGCCCCAAUCUCCCACCUUAUUUCCUUUUUACUAACAACUUCUUGACUGUUAAGUUUGUUACUGAUACAUUGUUAGAAAGAGAAGGUUUCACUACUACUACACUACUUCUUCCACUGCUUGGCAAACAUUAUAAAAACACUUUACCCAAUUGUACAUUUACUAAAAACCAUGUUAUAUAUCUGUGUUUCAAAAACAAUCACCUACUUUCCUAUGAAGGAUAUGAAAUUACUUGGACUUCAUCUCCAAAUGGUACCAAAAAUAUUUUAAGUUCUGUCAAUCAAACAAUUAAUAAAUUAAUACAUCAACCAACAUGGCUGCCACUUAAUCUUUCUGCUUCAGUCGCCAAUUCAGAAUACCUAGUUUCUUACCAGAAUAAAACUGACUGUGAAUGGACAAUUAAAGCUCAGCAAAGAAGAAUUGUUACUGUUAAUUUUGCUUACAUCAGCAUUGAAGAUCCAGGCGAUUGUACUAGUAAUUACUUGAAACUCUAUAAUAGACCAGACAGUAGUUAUCCAUCCAUUGGACCAUACUGUGGAUUGGCUACAAAUAUUGCUCCAUUUACAGCAAUGUCAGAUCAAGUAUUCAUCAAAUUCCAUGUGGAUUAUGUAACUCACCCAUCAGGAUUUAGACUGACCUGGACUAGCUGA